Dicentrarchus labrax (European seabass) is the source of this 1615-nucleotide messenger RNA. RefSeq names its product peptide deformylase, mitochondrial (gene pdf). Bases 152 to 931 code for a protein of 259 amino acids. Gene Ontology annotation, cellular component: mitochondrion. Lineage: Eukaryota; Metazoa; Chordata; Actinopteri; Moronidae. Gene Ontology annotation, biological process: peptidyl-methionine modification; N-terminal protein amino acid modification. The record is from RefSeq and is a predicted model, not a curated record. The transcript is spliced from 3 exons. Gene Ontology annotation, molecular function: peptide deformylase activity.
GAACUACUUUGACAGAGUCUCUUACCCCUGUUUUCACCUUCUGUCCUGAGUAUGUGGUCCCUUUGAGUUAGUGUGGACGUGUGCACAUUAGUGUGAGCACUGUAUAUCACCCACCCUGACGUGUGACACAUCAGCUCACUGCAGCUCCACCAUGAACACAAAAUCAUGGGUGUCCCUGCUCCAACUCUCCAGGAGGGGGUUCAGACUUUGUGCAUCCAAACCCCCCCACUGCAGAGCCGGGGCCUUGGGUUUAAUAACUUCAACUUGUCUUCCACCAAUUUCACCCCACUCGCCUGUGACCUGCAGGCACUCUUACUCCAGCAACGUCAAGCUGCGCUCCUAUCUUCAAUACUUGAAGCACAAGAUCAAACCCCCUCCCAGUCCUCCGUACUGUCACGUGUGCCAAGUAGGGGACCCAGUGCUGCGUUCACAUGCAGCAGCUGUUGACCCUGCAGCUGUAACGGGCCCCGAGGUCCAACAGGUCAUCAACACUAUGGUCAAAGUGAUGCGGAAAUUUGAGUGUGUGGGACUGAGCGCGCCUCAGAUUGGAGUGCCACUCCGCAUCCUGGCCUUGGAAUAUCCCGAGAAGAUGUUGGAAGACUGUUCGCCCGCAGCAAGGGAGGUCCGCGGUAUUUCCGUCCAGCCUCUGAGGAUCUUUGUCAACCCCCAGCUGAGGGUCAUGGAUGGACGAACCAUGCUCUUUCAGGAGGCCUGUGAGAGCCUCUCAGGCUUCUCUGCCACAGUUCCACGCUACCUGUCUGUGGAAGUGUCUGGUCUGAAUGAGAAGGGGGAAGCUGUUGCGUGGCAGGCCAGUGGCUGGCCAGCUCGCAUCCUCCAGCACGAGAUGGACCACCUGGACGGGGUCCUCUACAUCGACCGCAUGGACAGCAAGACCUUCAUCAACAUCAACUGGCAGGCCUACAAUGAAUAGAAGAUCCUCAGGACGGACCAGAAACAUUUACAGAAGAAACUGUAAGACUGCAUUAAUGAUCUCUGAUCUAUACUGUACCGAUGAAAUCGUUUUACGUUUGCUCUUUUGAGCAGACGCUUUAUUUUCAUGUGAAAAAUCUGGCUUGCAGAAGUGAUUCAUUUUGGUUUCUGGAGAGAAGAGAUCAGCAUCAUGAUGAAGCUGCAAGGUGGAAACCUUAAAAGCAAUGGUCAUAAAUGUGCUCCUCAGGUCUAUGUUUAAUGAAUACAGUGGCUGAUAUGGUCAUGAUAAAAGGAGUCAUAAAUGUGUGACCCUUGUCUGGCACCAUCAAAAUGAAAACACAACUGAAUAGCAAAUGAGGGCGAAAUGCUUGGGGAGCAAAGUGUCAGCCCUUUUCCUCAGAGACUCACUUUUGUUCAACUCUUAACACAAUUCAGAAAAUGCUGGUCAUUCUAUAGGACUUACACAAGAAUGGGAAAAAGGAUGAAUGUACCUGGACUUAAUCAAGUUUGGCUUAGACAUGUUUGGGACAUGAGCGGGCAUGACCCAGAGAAAACAGACGCGGUUUUAACAGCUUUAAGAAAAUGGUACCUGCACCCAGGUUCAUGUUGGUUCAUGUUUGUGCAUGUCAGGCUUUCACAGAUCCAUGACCAGUAUUUGUUUGUGUCAUUAAAAUGUUGAUCAUAA